Messenger RNA from Alnus glutinosa, 1392 nucleotides. RefSeq names its product calcium sensing receptor, chloroplastic. Gene Ontology annotation, biological process: cellular response to calcium ion; de-etiolation; regulation of stomatal closure. The record is from RefSeq and is a predicted model, not a curated record. Lineage: Eukaryota; Viridiplantae; Streptophyta; Magnoliopsida; Fagales; Betulaceae. Bases 95 to 1270 code for a protein of 391 amino acids. The transcript is spliced from 6 exons.
CAAUCCUGCGUGAUCCUUCUAGCAGAGAAACAUACUGACAGGCUGACGCACGUAUUUGGUAUCUGACUCAGAGUGAGCUGUUGCACGAACGGCUAUGGAGUUGGCCAUCCGAGCUUCAGCCACCCCCAGGCUUUCUCUUCCCGGUCCUUCCUCAUUAUCUUCCACUCCCAGAUCUUCUUUCAGACAACAAUUCAGACCCACUUCUGUAUCAUUACCAACAUCAACGACCAUAUCUCUGCUGGCUCUAUUUACUCCUUCCCAUGAAGCGAAGGCUCUCAGCCUCUCCAAGGAUCAGAUAGUCUCUACUCUCACUGAAGUGGAGAAAACAAUUGAUAAGGUUCAGGAAGUGGGUUCGAGUUUCUUUGACACCACUCAGCGUAUUCUUGAAGUUGUGGGAAAUGCUUUGAAGCCGGGUAUUGAGGUGGCAUUGCCAAUUGUAAGGCAGGCAGGAGAACAGGCCUUGAAGUUUGCUUCCCCGGCAGUUUCCGAGGCUUCAAAGAAGGCCCAAGAAGUAAUUCAAAGCUCUGGCUUGGACACACAGCCUGUUCUCAGUGCUGCUAAGACGGUCGCAGAUGCAGCUCAGCAGACCACAAAGGUAAUUGAAGUGGCCAAACCUAUAGCCUCAUCAACCUUCGAAAACAUCUCGUCAGCAGAUCCUGUUGUGAUCGUAGGAACUGCCGGAGCAUUAUUUCUCACAUACCUCCUCCUUCCUCCCAUUUGGUCUAUCAUCUCUUUUAGCCUUCGGGGUUAUCAAGGUGAUCUUACUCCUGCGAAAACUCUUGAUCUAAUAUCUAGUAAAAGCCACUUUAUGAUUGAUAUUCGAUUGGAGAAGGACAAGGACAAGGCUGGUAUUCCUCGCCUUCCCUCUAGUGCUAAGAACAGGAUGAUUGCAAUUCCUUUGGAAGAAUUACCAAGCAAGUUAAGAGGCCUUGUCAGAAAUGCAAAGAAAGUGGAAGCAGAAAUAGCUGCUUUGAAGAUUUCUUAUCUCAAGAAAAUUAACAAAGGCUCCAACAUCGUUAUCAUGGACUCGUACUCCGACUCAGCCAAAAUAGUUGCCAGAGCACUAACAAGCCUUGGCUUUAAGAACUGCUGGGUUGUAGCUGAUGGGUUUUCUGGAAGCAGAGGAUGGUUGCAGAGUCGGUUAGGAACAGAGUCAUAUAAUCUGUCUUUUGCUGAGGUCCUCUCACCGUCCCGGGUCAUCCCUGCUGCGGUCAGACGCUUUGGGACGACCAGCUCAAGUGGCCAAAAAUUACUUCCUGGGUCCGAUUGAAAAUUUCCUCUGGUUAAAAAUGCUUCUGAUGUGCAUAAAUGGUUUAGAUUAGACCCCUUUGGAACGAAUUUUUUGUGUAAUUCUUUGAUCAAUGUCAAUCAGUUGGUCUCUUGUUUUUUUUA